This is a messenger RNA of Ostrinia furnacalis (Asian corn borer), 942 nucleotides long. RefSeq lists its product as uncharacterized. The coding region runs from base 47 to 382 and encodes 111 amino acids. Lineage: Eukaryota; Metazoa; Arthropoda; Insecta; Lepidoptera; Crambidae. The transcript has 2 exons. The record is from RefSeq and is a predicted model, not a curated record.
AUUUUGGAUUGCAUACAUUCGUCUAGCAUCGGAAAGAAAACACAAAAUGGCUUCCAUAGCGACAUUCGCGUUGAUUUUGUGCGUUUUAUUUGUAAAUACGCAGAGUUCCGAUCUCAAUGUUGGCACGAGUCUUAACAGUGAGCUGCUGUACUUGGAGGCUGUACAACUGUCGUCGAUCCCUCUGAAGACCCGGACGAAGAAUGUUUUCUAUAACAAUUCGACGAGCACAAAAAUCAUUAAGGGCAUCACAGCCAUAGACCUGGCCCGCUCCGAAGCGAAGGCCACUAUUACCGCAGGAGGAGUAGGGUCCACCUUCGCCAACAUUCGCCUGAAGAGCGUGAGGGGAAGCGGACUCAACUACCAGAUUCAGAUAUUUGGCUAGAUCUUUUUACUAGGCUGAGUUGUAGCACCUAACUUUAACCGUGACUAUUGCCCGUAUUCACAAACGAUUAGGUGAUCCGUUUGCUCUUUUGCCUCCUGCCACAUAAAAAGAAACGAUGCUUGCUUUAGUAACUAGCAAAUCGAACGCACGGCGUUGAAUAGAGCUCUGUUAUUGGUUCGCGUGUGAUCCUGUACGUCCACGCGCACUGUGAGACCUCGUAGUAAUGUUUGUGAAUUGUAUGGGGUUUGGGAGAUUUUUGACGUUUGUUAUAGUUAAAGUAAGCUGGUGCAACUCAGCCUUAAAUGGAUGUAAUAGAAACUAUUUUACUACAUUUACUUAUAGUCUGAUGUGCUGUACAAAUAAAACACUUAACUUACAAUUUAGCGUCCGUAUUCACAAACAUUACUAUGAGACGCGUGGACGCACAGGGUCACACACGAACCAAUCACAGAGCUCUAUUCAAGGCUGUGCGUUCGAUUUGCUGCUUCACAUAAACAAGUAUCUUUUGUGAAUACGGGCGUACCUAUUUACCUAAAAGAAAGCCCAUACAAUAUUCAAAA